This is a messenger RNA of Salvia miltiorrhiza (redroot sage), 1642 nucleotides long. Its product is annotated as zeatin O-glucosyltransferase-like. Bases 184 to 1551 code for a protein of 455 amino acids. NCBI's taxonomy places the organism in Eukaryota, Viridiplantae, Streptophyta, Magnoliopsida, Lamiales, Lamiaceae. The record is from RefSeq and is a predicted model, not a curated record. Gene Ontology annotation, molecular function: UDP-glycosyltransferase activity. The transcript has a single exon.
AUAAUCCAAAAGUUGCGAGAAGUAAAGGUGCUUCUUUAAUUUUUAUUUAAACAUCAAUAAUUUUCUUUUUUUCUUUUUUUGAGGUACAGAUUAGUAUUUUCAAAAAGUAAAUGCAAUGAGUAGUUUUUUUGGCAAUGACGUCUAUAAAUAGAAGUGCUUCAUGUGAAAUUCAAAGAUUCUACCAUGCCGCCGCACACCCGAGAAAACGGCCACUGCAUCACCCCACAAAUCGCGGUGGUAGUGGUGCCACUGCCGGCGCAGGGCCACCUCAACCAGCUCCUCCACCUCUCCCGCAUCCUCUCCUCUGCCGCCAUCUCCAUCCACUACGUCGGCGCCGCCACCCACCUCCGCCAGGCCAAGCUCCGCCUCCACGGCUGGGACAACCCGUCCUCCACCAUCCACUUCCACGAACUCCCCACCCCUCCCUUCCCCAACCCCACACCCAACCCCCACGCCCCCAACAAAUUCCCCUCCCACCUCCUCCCUUCGUUCUCCGCCGCCACCCAUCUCCGGCAACCGGUCCACUCCUUCCUCACCCAACUCUCCCCCAAAUUUAAACGGCUCGUCGUCAUCUUCGACUCCUUAAUGUCCUACGUCGUUCAAGACAUCGACUCCAUCCCAAACGCCGAAGCUUACUGCUUCCGCUGCAUCUCCGCCUUCACGGUCCUCUCCUUCUACUGGGACGCCGCCGGCCGCCCCGCCCCGCCGCCGGCGAUCAUGACUAAAAUUCCGCCUCUCGCCGGAAUAUUCCCCCCUGAAUUCUCAGAGUUCACUAACCUAAAUCGCAGCUGCCGGAAAAUUUCCUCCGCCGAUUUAUACAAUUCGAGCCGAGAAAUCGAGGGUUUAUACCUUGAUUUCAUGGAGACCGUGAAAACCACCGGCACCGACAAAAUUUUUGCGAUCGGCCCUCUCAAUCCGAUUUCACUACAAUCGAAAAUCCGGCAUGAAUAUCUCGAUUGGCUCGACGCGCAGGAUCACGAUUCAGUUAUCUUGGUCUCGUUUGGAACGACAACGUCGUUUCAAACGGAGCAGAUUCGGGAUUUGGCGCUAGGGUUAGAGAGGAGCGAGGUGAAGUUUAUUUGGGUGUUGAGAGAAGCAGACAAGGGCGAUAUCUUCGGCGGCGGGGCUCGGGCGCCGGAGCUGCCGGAGGGGUUUGAGGAGAGGGUUAGAGAGAGAGGGGUUGUGGUGAGAGAGUGGGCGGCGCAGGUGGAGAUUUUAGGGCAUCCGGCGACGGGGGGAUUCAUGAGCCACUGCGGGUGGAAUUCGUGCAUGGAGAGCAUCUCAAACGGUGUGCCGAUGGCGGCGUGGCCGAUGCAUUCCGAUCAACCGACUAACGCGUUUUUGGUGGCGGAGGUGCUCGGGAUUGCCGUGAGGGUUGUGGAUUGGGUGUAUCGGAACGAGGUGGUGGCGGCAGAGAGGGUGGAGGCGGCCGUGAGGAGGUUGAUGAUGGCGGAGGAGGGCGGUGAGAUGAGGAGGAGGGCUAAGGAGUUGGGAGCUUCCCUUAGCAGAGAUGGGGAGAUGGAUUCCUUCAUCACACAUAUCACUAGAUAGAUAAAUUCAUUUUUGCCCAUUUUUCAUUAUGUUACAUUCCAUGUAUAUUCAUUUGUCUUUAUGUUUAUGAACAACUGCCACCUAUCAUAAA